CGUCCUCUAUGAUCCCAAUGCGGGCUUGAGAUAUAUUUACAUCUCUUCGCUGAAAGAAAGAUUGCUAUACUCGACCCGACAAAUACAUAAUAGCACAAUGCCCCUUCCACAACUCCUAGUCGGCAAAGUCGCCGCCAUUACAGGCGGUUUGACCGGGAUUGGCCGAGCUAUUGCCCUCGACUAUCUCCGUCACGGCGCGAAGGUGGCCGUCAACCACCUUGGAGGCUCCAAUGACGAGUCGCUGCUCGAGGCGCUGCGCAAAGACGUGUCAGAGGUGACCGGGGGCGAUGAGAGCAGAUUCAUUGCAGUUGCCGGCGACAUUUCGCAGCCCGAGACCGGGCGAGAGCUCGUCACCAAAACUGUUGAAGCUUUCGGGCGGCUGGAUGUGUUCGUGAGCAACGCGGGCGUGUGCAAAUUCGAAGAGUUUUUGGAGGUCGACCCUGCCCUCCUCGUCUCCACGCUCAACACCAACCUCUCGGGUGCAUUCUAUGCAGUCCAGGCUGCAGCGCGACAGAUGGCGCUGGCCCAGUCUCCUCCUGGCGGCUCGAUCAUCGGCAUCAGCUCCAUCUCGGCGCUGGUGGGAGGAGGACAGCAGACCCAUUAUACACCCACCAAGGCGGGCGUACUCAGUCUCAUGCAGUCGACGGCCGUCGCGCUGGGGAAGUAUGGCAUCCGCUGCAAUGCUCUGUUACCUGGCACCAUCCGCACGCAGUUGAACGACGUGGAUAUGAGCGACCCCGCCAAGAGGACCUACAUGGAAGGGAGAAUCCCGCUGGGACGGCUGGGCCAGCCGCCGGAUCUGGCGGGACCAGCCGUGUUUCUGGCGUGCGAAGAGUUAAGUGGCUACGUGACUGGUGCACAGCUACUUGUGGAUGGUGGAUUGUUUGUGAAUCUCCAAUAAUUGGG
Molecule: messenger RNA, 906 nt
Organism: Aspergillus saccharolyticus JOP 1030-1
Lineage: Eukaryota; Fungi; Ascomycota; Eurotiomycetes; Eurotiales; Aspergillaceae
Product: SDR family NAD(P)-dependent oxidoreductase
Exons: 4
Coding region: 98-901 (267 amino acids)
Molecular function (GO): oxidoreductase activity, acting on the CH-OH group of donors, NAD or NADP as acceptor
Source: RefSeq, a predicted model, not a curated record